AAGGUGGUGUUUUCUCCUGCUCCGCGCCCGGGACUACAGGAGCAGCCGUGCGGCCGGCCGGCCGGUGUGGAUUAUAAAAGUAGUUUUGUGGAGAGACGCUGGCUGUUUUCUGCGGUAUGUGGAGCCAGGAGCGACCAUGUUAGGCAGGUGAUAUAAGGAGAGAGCCGGCUGUCCUGUCCCAUCUUCAAGAGGACCGAGGAUAGAGAGAGCACGAGACAGACACACACACACACACACACCAGGAGAAAGGGAUUUACUGAUACAAAGGGAAGGUCAAGAUGAAUCUGCUUCUGCACCACUGACCAGCCAAACUGGAAUGAUCUCCUGACCUUUUCUCUCCUGGAAGUGACCAAGUCAGCGAUGAGCGGGGGGAUAUAAUGGCCAAGAACAAGGAUGCUCGCCCUCCAACAUUCGCCAUCAGCGUGGUCGGUCUCUCUGGAACGGAGAAGGAGAAGGGCAACUGCGGUGUGGGCAAGUCCUGCUUGUGUAACCGCUACAUUCGUCCAGAGGCAGACUGCUAUUACACAGAGCACACUUCUGUGCUGAGCACAAUAGACUUCGGGGGUCGCGUUGUGAACAAUGACCACUUCCUAUACUGGGGGGAGGUGCUCCAUCGGGGGGAUGAUGGGCUGGAUUGUAAAAUCCAGGUCAUCGAGCAGACGGAGUUCAUCGAUGACCAGACGUUCCUUCCUCACCGGAGCACCAACCUGCAGCCAUACUCUAAACGGGCGGCGUCUGCCAAGCUCCAGUCGGCAGAGAAGCUGAUGUACAUCUGCACCGAUCAGCUGGGCCUGGAGCAGGACUUUGAUCAGAAGCAGAUGCCAGACGGGAAACUGAACAUCGAUGGCUUUUUGCUCUGCAUAGACGUUAGUAAGGGCUGCAACAGGAAAUUUGAUGACCAAAUUAAGUUUGUCAACAGCCUCUUCUCACAGAUUGUCAAAUCCAAGAAGCCCAUUGUUGUUGCCGCCACCAAGUGUGAUGAGUGCGUGGACCAGUAUUUGAGGGAUCUGCAGGCCUUUGCAGCCAGCAAGAAGAACCUGCUCAUAGUAGAGACAUCAGCACGCUCCAAUGUCAAUGUGGAGCUGUGCUUCAACGCGCUGAUACAGCAGAUGGACAAGACGAGGGGGAAGCCCAAGACGGUGCCAUACCUGGAAGCCUACAAGACGCAGAGACAACUGGUCGCCUCAGUGACUGACAGGUUUGAGAAGGUGAUGGUGCACACGGUGAGAGAUUAUCACACAACAUGGAAAACAGUGGUCAACACUUUGAAGGGCCACCCGGACUACACGGAGUUUAUCACCCUGGAGGGCUCCAGAAAUGCCCGGAACAUGUUUAACAAGCACAUUGGGCAGCUGAAACAAGAGCACAUUAAAAGAAGAAGAGAGGAAUACCUGACCACGCUGCCCAAAACACUCAACAAUCUCCUCAACAACCUGGAGGAGAUCGAGAACCUCACUUGGACUGAGGCCCAAAGCACGAUCCGAAACCGGCCUGAUUUCCAGUACUGGUUUGUGGUCCUGGAGCACACGCCUUGGGAUGAGACGGACCACAUCAAUAACAGCGAUCGCAGGAUUCCCUUUGAUCUCCUGGACACACCUGACGGCGAACGGAUCUACCAAAACCACGUGCAGCACCUGUUCUCUGAGAAGAGGAGGGUGGAGAUGAAGGAGAGGUUUAAGAAGACGCUGGAGAGGGUUCAUUUCAUCAGCCCAGGUCAGCCCUGGGAGGAGGUGAUGUGCUUCGUCAUGGAAGAUGAGGCCUACAAAUACAUUACAGAAUCAGACAGGAGGGAUGUGUACAGCAGGCACCAGCAGGAGAUAGUUGAACGGGCCAAGGAGGAGUUUCAAGAAAUGCUUUUUGAGCAUGCAGAGCUUUUCUAUGACUUGGAUUUGAAUGCCACCCCGAGCUAUGACAAGAUGAGUGAGAUCCAUGCUGUGCUAAAUGAGGAGCCCAGAUACAGAGCUCUGCAGAAGGUUGCCCCAGAUCGGGAAUCCCUCCUCCUCAAACACAUUGGCUUUGUUUACCAUCCCACCAAGGAGACUUGCUUAAGUGGGCAGAGCUGUGUGGAUCUGAAAGUGGAGCAGGUCUUAGCAAACCGUCUUGUGCAGCUCGACCAUGGGCGCCCUAAUCUCUACUACAACAGUGCCAACGUUGAUAAAAUCAAUCUCUGCCUGCUGGGGAGGGAGGGCCUUGCACAGGAGCUGGCAAAUGAGAUCCGAGCUCAGUCCACUGAUGACGAGUACACCCUUGACGGGAAAAUUUAUGAGCUGGAGCUUCUCCCUGUGGACGUCAACUCCACGCUGCUGUUCAGCCACACAUGGGUCAACACCUUCAAGCCGCAUGGCUGCCUCUGUGUGUUUAAUUCUAUUGAAUCUCUCAACUGCAUCGGAGACUGCAUAGGCAGAAUCAGAGCAGAGAUAGCACAGAGCAGGAGGGACAGGUUCUCUCAGCCCCUGCCAUUCAUUCUCAUCCUGGCCAAUCAAAGGGACACUGUUUGUAAAAACAUGCCCAUCUUGAGGCACCAGGGCCAACAGCUAGCCAAUAAGCUACAGUGCACCUUUGUUGACAUCCCCUCUGGGGCAUUCCCACGGAAAUUCAAUGAGUUCCAGAUUAAGCAGGCCCUCCGGGCGGUGCUAGAUGGACUGAAGCACAACCUGGAUGUUCUGAGCCCACUGCCUUCCAUCAAAGACAUGUCAGAGACUGACCUCAGGAUAGUCAUGUGCGCCAUGUGCUGGGACCCCUUCAGCGUAGACCUCAUCCUCUCACCAUUCCUUGACUCACACUGCUGCAGUGCGGGCCAGCCAGGCCAACCCAACACCUUGAUCCUGGACAAGAUCAUUGGUGACAGCAGGAGGAGGAUCCAGGUCACUGUCCUCUCCUACCACUCCUCUAUUGGUGUCCGCAAAGACGAGCUUGUGCACGGAUACAUACUAGUCUACUCGGCUAAACGCAAGGCUUCCAUGGCGACCCUGCGGGCUUUCCUAGCUGAGGUCCAGGAUGUCAUCCCUGUCCAAAUGGUGGCCAUCACUGACAGCCAGGCUGACUUUUUUGAGAAUGAUGCAAUCAAGGAGCUGAUGACAGAGGGUGAACACAUCGCUACGGAGAUUGCUGCCAAGUUCACGGCACUGUACUCGCUAUCACAGUACCACCGGCAGACAGAGGUGUUCACGCCUUUCUUCAAUGAGGUGCUGGAGAAGAAGCAGAGUAUUGAGAGUUCCUUCCUGCUGGAUAGUUCAUCAAGGGACUGCACAACAGCCGCCAGUGAGGACGUUUUCCCUACCUCACCACACAGCCACUCCCCAGCAUACAACCCCUACUACCCAGAUUCGGAAGAUGACACAGAGGCCCCGCCUCCUUACAGCCCCAUAGGUGAUGAUGUCCAGCUCCUCCCUACACCUAGUGAGAGGGCAAAAUACCGGAUCGAUCUAGAGGGGAAUGAGUACCCAGUCCACAGCACACCCGUUGGAGAUCAUGAACGCAAUCACAAAGUGCCACCGCCUGUCCGGCCCAAACCAGCACUCCCCAAGUCCACCGUGAAGAAGCUAGACCCCAACCUUCUAAAGACCAUUGAGGCAGGCAUGAGGAGCAACUGGCGGGCACCCCGUGGCCCUGUGGUUCAUGCUGAGGAUAUUGAGGCAUCAGAUAACUAUGCCGAACCCAUCGACACCCUGCGCCGGUCCAAGGGCUUCAACAAUGAUGACAUUUACGCUGUCCCCGAGGACACACACAGUCGCACGGUACACAAAAUUAGAAACUCCUUUGGGCCUCUGCAUGUUCGCCACGGUGGGGGAGAGGAACAGAAUGGAUUCGACAGGAAGUCACAGGUGGGACGGCGGCCGUCUAAGUAUAAACACCGUUCGAAGAUCCUAUUUAGCAAAACCAAGGCAUAUCAGCGACGCUUCCACUCGGACAGUGAUGGAGAGGAAACGGGCCCUGCCACGCAGAAGAAGAAAAAAGGGAGGGCCCACAGGGGGAGUGAGGAGGAUCCUCUGCUCUCCCCAGUGGACCCCUGGAAGGGAGGGAUAGAUAAUCCUGCCAUCACCUCUGACCCAGAGCAAGAUGACAAGAAGUUGAAGAAGAAGAAGACGCCCAAGAUGCCAAAGGAGCCAAAAAAGUCCAAAUCAUCCAAGCCCCCCAAGCCCCUGUACCCACCCACACGGAGGACAUGGGAGAGCAGCUACUUUGGUGUCCCUCUGCAGAACCUGGCAACCCCGGAGCGACCCAUUCCCCUCUUCAUCGAGAAGUGUGUGGAGUACAUAGAGCGCACUGGUUUGACGACAGAGGGCCUGUACCGCGUCAGUGGCAACAAGACUGACCAAGACAACAUCCAGAAACAGUUUGAUCAAGAUCACAGCGUCGACUUUGUGGUGAUGGACGUGGCAGUGAAUGCAGUUGCUGGAGCUCUGAAGGCCUUCUUUGCUGACCUGCCCGACCCCCUCAUCCCCUACAGCCUGCACCCCGAACUAGUGGAGGCAGCAAAAAUCGUGGACUACAUUGAGCGCAUGCAAGUGCUGAGAGAGAUUGUCAACAAGUUUCCUCCUGUCAACUACCUGGUCUUCAAAUACAUCAUCACACACCUCAACAGGGUGAGCCACCACAGUAAGACCACCUUAAUGACGGCCGACAACCUGUCUAUCUGCUUCUGGCCCACACUGAUGCGCCCAGACUUUGAGAACAAAGACACGCUGUCCACCACCAAGCUCAACCAAGCGGUCAUCGAGUCCUUCAUCCUCCAGACAGACUACUUUUUCUAUGGCGGCGAGGUGGCCGAAAGCUCCAGCAGCGAGGGCACGCCGCCCCCCCACUGCCACAAUAUGGUAGAGGCCCUCUUGCCCCUCCAACUGCCCCCUCCACUACAGCCCCAACAAAUCCAACACACACUUCAGCCUGACCCCCUCAUAUAGAUAAACGAGAAAUUGA
Messenger RNA from Lampris incognitus (smalleye Pacific opah), 4920 nucleotides. It is a transcript of the gene arhgap5, whose product is annotated as Rho GTPase activating protein 5. The transcript is spliced from 7 exons. The record is from RefSeq and is a predicted model, not a curated record. NCBI's taxonomy places the organism in Eukaryota, Metazoa, Chordata, Actinopteri, Lampriformes, Lampridae. Gene Ontology annotation, biological process: signal transduction. Bases 378 to 4904 code for a protein of 1508 amino acids. Gene Ontology annotation, molecular function: GTPase activity; GTP binding.